UGCAGGGUGAUAAGGAAGAUGCGCUGAGGAGGAGGAGGAGGAGGAAGAAAGCCCAGCUAGAAGCUGAGGUAUGGGAGGUGCCUGCUCUGUACCCAGCCAGCCCAGCCUCCAGCUCACACAGCACCACACAUAGACACUGCUGGAGACAGGCUGGGACAGACAGACAGACAGGGCAGGGAGGAGGACACACAGACCCUGGCAGGGGGAGACUCACCUUAAAAAGAAUACAAGGUUAGACAGCCCCCAGGAGCAACAGAGGAGAUCACCAUUCAAGGAGGAGAAUCAGACACACAGACAGACAGACAGAGUGCCGGGAGGACAGAGCAGACAUGGAGGGAUCUUCAUUUGGUGCUGGUCGGGCAGGAGCCGGCUUUGACCCUGUUGAAUUUCUCAAGCAGCCCCAGACCAUCCUGAGGAUCCUGUCCUGGGUGUUCUCGAUUGUGGUGUUUGGAUCCAUUAUAAAUGAAGGGUAUAUUAAUAUUAGAACCCCUGAGAUACACUGCAUCUACAACAGUAAUGAUGGAGCCUGCAACUACGCCAUAUCUAUCGGCCUCAUUGCCUUCUUCGCCUGCGUAUUUUUCCUCUUUUUGGAUAUUUACUUUCCACAGAUCAGCAGCGUGAAGGAUAGAAAACGAGCGGUUCUGCUGGACAUGGGCUUCUCAGGUAUCUGGUCCUUCAUGUGGUUUGUAUGCUUUUGCUUCUUGGCCAACCAAUGGCAAGUGACAGAAAAGGUGCCAGAAGUCGACCAAGCGGCCGAUGCAGCAAGAGCAGGCAUUGCUUUCUCCUUUUUCUCAAUUCUCUCCUGGGUCGCCCUAACCUUUAAAGCAAUGCAACGAUACCGACUAGGGACAGAUAUGUCAUUGUUUGCCACGGAUCAGUUUGCCACGGCACCCAGUACUGGAUACCCAGGUUACCCAACGGGCAGUGGAAUAGAAAAUACAGAAACUUACCAGAGUCCCCCUUUCACCGAAAACGUGGACCCUAGCCUCAAAGGGUACCAAGUGCCAUCUUACUGAGGGAGAGAAGAGGACAACCCCUGGGAUGUUUCUACGGAGAUAGCGCAGGUUUACUGAUACAGAACAGAGAAUUGAUGGAUAUCUAACAAAAAAAACAAACAAAACAAAAAAUGUUCUACUUUCUAGAUGUGAUUUUAAGUGCUGGGUGAUUUGUUCAAUUAUUUAGAUCUACAGUGCACUCUGUACAGUGGUAAUUGAUUGAUUGCUUGUAUGUGAUAUCUUCAAGGGUUGUUUUUUUUUUUAAAUGAAAAGAAAAAAAAUAAAUUAAAAUAAUAAGUGCAGUGUUCCCUCUAAGGCCGAAGUAGCCAGUCUGUACAGACCCAGCUGUUGUUGGUUGUACGACUCGCAUAUGAUUAGGGCAAAGCAUGAUGGGUAGUGCAACAGCUCUCAACAGUCUGGAAGUAAAUGAAUAGCGUACAGGUUUAAUGUUAAAACGCCAAAACAUAUAUCUAUCCAGGAAGCAGGACCAUUGCGCUGGCUGGCCCUUUAUUCUAUAAUUUAAACUUUAAGGAUUAUUUAUUAUGAUGUGAAUUGUCGAGGACUCCAAGUGAAUUUUCAAAUUUCAGUCCAAAAUGUAAAAAUUCUCCAAGUCAGUAGUGUUUUCAGGUCGGCUACGGUGACUUAGGUGUGAAUUUACCUUCCUAUCCAGAAAAACUCUGAAAAGGGCCCAUAUGGAAUGAUUAGAAAAAAAAGAAUCUCUCUCAGAUACUCUGAUACCCUAAGAUUAUCCCCGGGCCAAGGUCCAUUUUUCAAUGUGUAUUAUG
This is a messenger RNA of Pelobates fuscus (common spadefoot toad), 1780 nucleotides long. RefSeq names its product synaptogyrin 3 (gene SYNGR3). The record is from RefSeq and is a predicted model, not a curated record. The transcript is spliced from 4 exons. Bases 330 to 1016 code for a protein of 228 amino acids. NCBI's taxonomy places the organism in Eukaryota, Metazoa, Chordata, Amphibia, Anura, Pelobatidae. Gene Ontology annotation, cellular component: neuromuscular junction; synaptic vesicle membrane.